Bradysia coprophila is the source of this 1803-nucleotide messenger RNA. RefSeq lists its product as uncharacterized. The record is from RefSeq and is a predicted model, not a curated record. NCBI's taxonomy places the organism in Eukaryota, Metazoa, Arthropoda, Insecta, Diptera, Sciaridae.
GUAAAAAUGUCAAUGUCAGAAACCAUACAAAAAUAUUGAAAAUUCACCCAGCCCAAAACUUGAAGAAAAAGAUGGCUAACAGGAAGAUGACUGCCGAUAAGUUGAGAGGCCAUGUCCAGGAAACGUUCAAUAACAUCCGUUCCGCGCUGGACAUUCGCGAGAAAUUGUUAAUACGACAAAUUGAUGCCAUUCAUCAUCAAAAUCGGCACAGAAAGACGAAAUUGAUUGAUCAGAUGAAAUUUCUUCCCGAUAAUCAGGAAAAUGUGUUGGCUAACAUCCGUGUGUUGGGGAAAUUCAAUUUGGACAAUUUUCAAACCAGCGAACCAUUCAUUGUCGAAGACUACAUUUCACCAAACGAUGACCAUGACUUCAUGCACAAAGGAUUUAAUGGUAAUGUUGAAUCCAAUGUGGACAGUAUGGAUGUAUCAACCGUGCUAGACUUCUCCAACAACAAAGCGUUGAUCAACGAAAACGCAAACAAUAUCAACGACAGUAUCAUCAACAUCACACUGAAUGAAUCAAGGGAAUUGAUUGAAGAGUCCAGGGAAUUGAUUGAAAGGGCAAAGUUGUUUGAUCUGGAUGAAUUGUUGGCAGAACCGGAAAAGGUGUCAGUGGAUGAGGAACCGGUGACGAAAGUUAAACGAAACUCACAAAAGAUUAAGAUACACAAUUGCAGCGGAACAAUCAAUCUUAAAAACAUUUCAAAACUGACGAUUAAUACGAAUUGUCGUGGCACUGAUAAAAAGGACAAUUUAACAUUCACAACAUCGUCAUCGGGCACCAAUUCGUCAACCCCGACCGGGAAUGAUGCUAACUGUGCCACAUACAACUGUGAAUUCUAUAAUCGACUAAUUAACGAAAUCAAAAAUUGCAUCAGGCGUUCCGAUAACAGUGAUAUGCCGAGCAGCACCAGGGACAGUAGUUUAUUGAACAAGAAUAGCAGCAGUGCAUUUACACCCGAUUCGAAUAGUUUUGAUUCACAUUGUAAGAAAAUUCUGCUGAAAAAUAUAAAAAAUUUGAAAAUUCAAAUACCGGACGCGGACGGCAGUCACCAGUUAAGUGGAUAUUUGGAUGCAAAUACCAUCACACAUCCGGUGCAAAUUGAGGAAUGGCUGAAGCAGAUAAUUUCAGAAACAGAAAUCGAACCAAUGCAAAAUGUUGAGAUAUUAGAGCAUACCAUCAUAAAUACGCCGUCAACGCCAACGAGCCCAUAAGAUAAAUGGUUUCAGUAGACACUUUUACAGACGGCGACGGUACCAGUUAUCGACGAAAGUUAAGAGAAGGGCUCUGGUUAUUGUGGUCCUUCAAUAGCGAAAUGUAUAAACUGAAGUGAAACACUAAAAAAUAUUGGAUUAAAAGUAGUUCGACAAUCUUGGUGACAUGGUUGCCGUCUGUGACAGGUUGAAAAUAAUAUUUAAAUUUAAACACUCCAUCACUCUACCAAUGAAACUGAUAUACUAAUGUACUUAUGAAUUGAAAAAGAAAAACCAUAAUUUUAACGUCUUUGUAAGCACAUUGUUGCGCUUAUAUGUUUUUAUGUAUUGAUAAGCUUUCGACGUAACACUCAUUUUUCGCGUAGUGAUAUUCAUUCCAGUGAAUUAAGCAUCGAUUUAUUGUGUUGCUUCUGCGAUUUUACUUUUUAAACAUUAUACCUCUUAAGAACUAUUUUUUUUUGUGAAAAUAUAUUAAAUUGGUGCAGUGCAUGAACACAAAUAUAUUUAUUCAGUUCACCCGAAUCGAAGAGAAUUGUUUAGGCAUUUUUGAUUUGAUGUGAAUGACUCAAUAAAAUUUUAAUUGUAGUUG